UGUGUAAAUCUUAAACUUUCGAAAGUUACUAAAAAUUCCUGCAACUUUGACCGGAUGCUGGAAUUUCUCCGGUGAACACUGUAUUUUCUAUACUUCCGGUAGCGUUUCAAGAAAAAGUUUCGAAAUAAACAUGGCAUUAACUUUGACUAGGAAAAUAAUUCAACCGUUAAGAUUGAUAAGUGUCAGAGCUAUGUCAGGAGACUUGGGAAGUGGAGCUGGCAAGGGUGGUGGUUCUGGCGGCUCAAUUAGAGAUGCUGGUGGUGCAUUUGGGAAGAUUGAGGCGGGGAGAGAGGAGGAAUACUUUCAUAAACUGGGAGACCAACAGCUGAAAGAGUUUCAAAAGAAUAUGAAUGAACAGAAGAAAUUCCACGAAGAGGAAAUCAGGCGACUUGAGGCUUCUCUGGCUAGACACAAGGAACAGGUCAAGAAAUUAGACAAAUUGGAUGGUGACUCGGAUUAAAUUACUUACUCAGUGACACUGGGCAUCGAUAAGUGCUGAUGAAUGUUUUCUGUUCUAAGUUUUCAAAAUUAUACUGGUAUUUAUAUAGGGAGUACAUCCGUUUCAAAGGAAACAAUAAUAGACGCCAUAUUACAAAGUGCUUAUUUGUUUAAAUCCCUGAUACAAUUUCUGUGUACCAAUAGUUAUAAAAUUGCCUUUUGCAACUGACUUUAUAAAUAAAUAGGUGUGAAAUGUGGUUAAAUAAAUAUAUAGAAGUGGUAUUGUUAAAAAGCAUAUCUAACAGAUUCAGUAAAGUGAAUAUGCUCUUGUUAAAGUUUGGUAUGAAACGUGAAUGACAGACACAUUAAAUGUGUACAUUUCGAGCAUAAUUAUUGAUAAUUAUUGUGUGGUAUGUUUAUAAAAGAUCAUUGUGGGCAUUGUCUGACCAAGGUUUGCAGUAUAAUAGCUAUGUUACAUACUGUUAAAGUGUUUGAAUUGCUAUUAAAAAGUGAUGUUUUCUAGUUAA
Molecule: messenger RNA, 965 nt
Organism: Dreissena polymorpha
Lineage: Eukaryota; Metazoa; Mollusca; Bivalvia; Myida; Dreissenidae
Product: ATPase inhibitor, mitochondrial-like
Exons: 5
Coding region: 131-460 (109 amino acids)
Biological process (GO): negative regulation of ATP-dependent activity
Cellular component (GO): mitochondrion
Molecular function (GO): ATPase inhibitor activity
Source: RefSeq, a predicted model, not a curated record